AUGCGUCUCCCGUCGUCCAGCGACUACAAUGAAUACUUUGUGUAUCCCGAGGAUUCAGAAUCCUUUAGACGGGAGACCGAGCUCCCAUCGAAGCUCGAUUUCAUGGAUGGUUUAAGAACCUUGGAAUUCGAGUCAUCCACAACAUCAACGGUGCUGUGGUCCUCUGAUGACCUCGAUCCUCACCUCGAGGAUAUGGACGAUGCAGCAUACAUUGAGAAUCUGGCUAUCGACCAAAUGCAGGCAUCUGACACUACUCGAUAUCGGUAUCUAGGGUCAUCUGCAACUGGAGACUUCUUAGGUUUGCCGCAGCUGAGCCCCGACGAAUCACCGUUCAGUGUCGCGUCGAGUAGGUCUCCCUUGACCCCGCAAGGCGGCGCCCUUCUCCCUGACCUCUUCUGCGGUCCACUGGGGGACUUCGGGCCUCUCGAUGUGGCAGCGGAUUGCAGCCCGUUUUUUGAGCAAGAAGGAUUUAUGGAAGACUCAGCUUAUCCUGAACAACUUCAAGAAGACCUUGCCUGCCGGACAGUCUUGGAUAUGCCCCCUCCAGUAUCAUCCUUAAAGAAUGUCUCUCAGCCGAUGCUUCUGCUUCCAGUUGACGAUGCCAGACUGGUGCAUGACUCGUCGUCUAUCUUGCGAGACUCUGAUCCCGCGGAGCGAUCUCGUUUCCUAAGAUUCACAGAGGACUUGACGGAGAACGUUACAUCACAAGUGCAAAUCUGCAUUUCUCCAAGCCCAUCUCCCUGUCCGCUCCGCGCUAAUGUACGACAUCCGAGUCAGCUUUCAUCGCCUUUCAACCCAAGUCAUGUUGGUAUUAAACCGGCUGAUGUUUGUCGAGGAGUCAAGCGGCGGCGGACCGAUGAUGACGAUGACGAUUACCAACCCAGUCGCAUCCAUAAACGUGCAGCAUCGUCCCAUACGCUGUUGUAUCCAGCAGCAUCCAAGAAGGCUCGAAAAGUCGGUCAUCGUUCCUUUAAAAGAGUGACAAGGCCCGAAGGAGCUAAGGAAGAGCGAUUUGACUGCUUGAUGAAAAUUCAUGGCUGCAAGAAAUCUUUCACGCGUAGAAACGACAUGGAGAGGCACCUGGGGAGUUGCAGGUUUAGCCCAGACUUGCCCUCUAUGACAGUGAAAUGUCCUCACUGCCAGAAAUCCCUGUCUCGUAAAGAUGCUCUGUUGCGCCACAUUAAGCAGAGCCAUCUGGAUGACCAGUAG
Molecule: messenger RNA, 1209 nt
Organism: Suillus subalutaceus
Lineage: Eukaryota; Fungi; Basidiomycota; Agaricomycetes; Boletales; Suillaceae
Exons: 3
Coding region: 1-1209 (402 amino acids)
Source: RefSeq, a predicted model, not a curated record